Zonotrichia leucophrys gambelii is the source of this 3965-nucleotide messenger RNA. RefSeq names its product hedgehog acyltransferase (gene HHAT). NCBI's taxonomy places the organism in Eukaryota, Metazoa, Chordata, Aves, Passeriformes, Passerellidae. Bases 340 to 1821 code for a protein of 493 amino acids. Gene Ontology annotation, biological process: protein palmitoylation. The record is from RefSeq and is a predicted model, not a curated record. Gene Ontology annotation, cellular component: endoplasmic reticulum. Gene Ontology annotation, molecular function: palmitoyltransferase activity. The transcript is spliced from 12 exons.
CUGGCUUUAAACAGUGUGAAGCAAAGCAGCUGCGGCUCUAAGAGCAGACCGAGUUUACUGUGCCGGGUCAGAGGCUUUCCAAGGAGCCUUGGGUCAGGUGUGGAAGGUUAGAUAAAACUCCAGAAUAAUAAUCAUGUGAAAGCAAUUGCCUUUGGAGCUGUGGUUGGCCUAUUGUGGCUCUCCCUAGUCUUUAAAUCACUGCCAGGAAGGGAGUACACCUUGGGGAACGUGGAGUUUCAGUUCCUUGGCUUUGCAGAAGUGGUGCAGAGUAUGCAAAGCUUUUUCACCAGCUCCAGCUGAAAGGGCAGGGAGGCGGCCGGCGGGAGCAGCUCCGUGCCGAUGCUGCUGCCGGCCUGGGAGCUGUGUCUCUACGGGCUGCUGACCGUGGGCUCCCACCUCUACGCUUUCUACGAGGCGCACCAAGUAUCCCGAAAGUAUGAAGCUGCAAUGGACAGAAGGUUUGGGCUGGACCCAGGGACUCUCUUUCGGGGGCUAAAAAAGGACCCCAUGGACUUUGAGUGGAGCUACUGGGUUGAAUGGGGAAGGGAACGCAUUCUUUGGCUUCUGGCUGGUCACCUGCUGGUAUCACAGAUCUCCAGGCUCUUGGUGGAGAAGUAUAAACCAUGGUGCUUGAUGGCUUAUGGAAUGGCUGCCUGCUGGUUGUUACUGGGAAUCAAAGGCUUUGCUGUCAUUUUGUUACAUGCAGCUAUUUCCUUUGCUGUGGCUCAGUUUCAGCUGUCACUCCUGUCAUGGUUGUGCUCCCUUGUCCUCCUGGCCACUUUACGCAUACCAGCUGUGGAAGAAACCAAGAGAAGGUGGUACGACACUGAAAACGAGUAUUAUCUGCUGCUCUUCACGGUGUCUGUCCGCUGCCUGUUCUGCACCAGCUUCAGCCUGGAGUACUGCUGGCAUGCACCCAGCCAGAAGUCAUCCCACUCCUUCCCCUGGAUGCUGGCUUAUGUGUUUUACUAUCCUACGUUCCACAAUGGACCCCUCGUCAAUUUUGAUGAAUUCAGUAAACAGAUGAGGAGACAAGAAGCUUUCAGUGUGAAGACCAAUCUCAUCAUCUUAAUUGUGGGCAUAAUUCGUAUUUUCUUUUGGUGGUGCCUGGCUGAGCUGAUGAUUCACCUCAUGUAUAUCCAUGCUCUCUACAGUAGUGCUCUGCCUUUGGAAUCUGCAUCUUACUGGGCCUUGGGUGGCCUGGCUUUAGCUCAAGUUCUUUUUUUUUAUGUGAAAUAUCUGGUUCUGUAUGGUGUUCCUGGCCUCCUCCUUCAAAUGGAUGGACUCAAACCUCCAGCUCUGCCUUGCUGUGUGAGCCUGAUGCACAGUUUCACUAAAAUGUGGAGAAGUUUUGACGUUGGCCUGCAUCGCUUUCUGGUCAGGUACAUUUAUGUUCCAAUGGGAGGAUCUCAGUCCAGUUUGCUUGGAACACUGUUCUCUACAGCCCUCACUUUUGCCUUUGUGAGCUACUGGCACGGAGGUCAGAGUUAUUUGUGGUACUGGGGUGCACUUAAUUGGCUUGGAGUAAUUGUGGAGAAUGGCACCAAGAGGAUACUUUCCAUUUCACUUAUUCAAGAUUUAAUUGAACGUUUCUUCUCGCCAAGAUUUCGUCGUCGACUUCAUGCUGUCCUAGCAUCUGUUAGCACUUCAAUGCUGAUUUUAUCAAAUCUAAUAUUUCUUGGAGGAAAUCAAGUUGGAAAAAUCUACUGGAACAGGAUCUUUAUGGAAGGCUGGCCAUGGGCGACACUGACUGUCCUUGGGUUCCUGUACUGCUACGCUCAUGUUGGAAUUGAGUGGGAGCAGAAGUGUGCUGCACACUAGGAACGAUGCAAACCAUUGUUCUUGAGGCAGGUUGAUGGUUUUUCUACACUGGAUAUUCUGUCUGCACAAGGCUGAGCCAGACCAAGUCUUCAGUCCAGGUAUUAAAACCAAGAGUUCAUGUAAUUGAUUCUGGAUUGCAAAUGCAGGAAUUGAACUGCAGAAACACUGAUGGGCUGCAGCAGGGGGUGGGGAGAAAUUAUGAAGCAUUUUGACUUAUGUUAUUUUUGUAAAACAGCAUCUUUGUGACUCUGUGUACAUCAGAAGCGUGCAUCUCAGAACAGGAAUUUUAUAUAUGUUGGGGUUGUUUUCAUGUUUUGCUGCUCAUUUUGAGAUAUGAAGAAAAAAAAAAUUCUACCUUGGAGAAUUCAAAAAGCCCAAUCUCUCACAGAUGGUGUCCAGGGCAUGUAGGGCUGUGCCCUGCACUUACACUACUCCAUGAAGGGCAAGAUGCUCAUCAGUUCUUCCUGACUGCUUUCCAAUAUAAGCUAGAACAUUCUGUAUUCUCACUGACUGGAGUAGUUCUGCCUUAAGCUGCUUUGCCACCUACUGUAGCAAAGCCUACUCUUUCUUUUUAAUGUCUUCUUUUAAAAUUUUGCCUUUAAAAUAGCACCUUUUUGGUAACCUUAGAAAUGGCUUUGUUUCUUAAAAAAGAGUAGGAAGGAAAGUCUUUUCUUAAGGAACAGUUUUCCUUUUUAAUCAAAUAAUCUUAAUCUUUUAAUCUUAAAGCUCCUUGGGCUUUAGAUGCUCUCUGCCUUGUCUUAGAGCUAAAGAAUUAAACACUACCUUUAUUUUGGGGCUAGUACCACCUUCAGACUGUUCAGUCUGCCUCUUGUAUUGUUCUGUUACAAAAGGAGAUAUCUCCAGUCUGCUUUAAUGGUAAAUCUGUUCAGUCUGCUUCAUUCUCUGGUGUCCAAGCAAUCAGCUCCUGCAAUGCAUUGCAGACACCCUGGGAGGAACUUUUUAAGGCCUUUAGAAAAAACCAGAACGGUCCAAUACAGUGGCCUCAGAUUAGCUGGAGCUCCCUGUCCUUUGGCCACACAGACCUGUCACAGCAGCAUCUUUGCCCAAAGAUUGUGCUGAGAGGUGAGAGCAUCCCUCCAGAGCUGGGAAGGUCACACCUGCAGGUGUCCAGCUUGCAGGAGGGCACACACGCUGUUUUCUAAGGAGAGACCCUUCCCCUGACUGAUACUAUGGGUGUCUCCUACACUGUUCUGUUUUAAACUGAUACUGAAGAGCAGCCAGAAGACCUUUAGUCUUUCUAAAGUUAGACAUUCCCCCUAGGCAUGGUCAAAAGGCCACAAGUUCUGGAGUAGACUUCUUCCAAAAGCAGCUUCCUCCACCCAAAGCAUGUCAAAACUUGUUCCAUGCCCCUGGCAGACAUUUCAGCCUGUUGGGAAUUAGUGUCCUACUGUCCAUCACUCCUGCAGCCUCAGCCAAGUAUGAUAUAAUUUAUCCCUUCAACAAGAAAUUCAGUUCCUGAGACAGGCUUCUGCUUAUUGCCUGCAUUUCUGAUGGCUCUGAUGCUCACAGCUGUGGCAGCCUUCUUGUUCCCCUCCCUUUAUUCCUGAAGAAAUAAGGGCAGAGCCUUCAGCUCUACCCAUCCAGAGAAAAGCCCAUCUCCUGCUGUUUCAACCAGAAGCUCCAGCCUUUUAUGUUGAGUCCCCUAUGUCCCCCACCAUGACAAUGCCAUGAUUUCCCCUGGAAGCCAUUUCUAGGAGGAACCAUGGCCUGGUGAAAAUAACUUACCAUAAAUGCUGCCUGGCCAAGACAUGGCUCUCCUGACUGACUGGAUGGGGAUUCCAGGGAUUCUCUCAGCCACAGAGUGCAUGGCUCUAAGCUCUGAAUUUUCUAAAAGGAUCUGAGAUUGACCUCCAUUUUGGGGCAGCACUGAGCUAAGGGCAAGAACUUUCUCAGACUUUGCUCAAACUUUGUAAUUCAGUAGAAUUAGCAUAAGAGCAAAAAGUAAUGAAUCUGUUCUUCAGUCUUAUUGAUUAGCAUUAUUACAUGAGCUGAGGUGCUACUGAGUGAUUGGAUUCCAAUUUGUAUGCAUGCAAAGCUUCCAGCUCCAAUAUGGAAAUGACCCUGAAGGUCAUCUAGUGCAUGCUUAUUUCUGAACUAAAAUUGUUUUCUAUUUUUUUUUUUGA